AUGAAAAUUGGUAGAAGAAAUAUCAGUAAUCUGGGAUAUGCAGAUGACACCAAUUUACAGGCAGAACAUAACCAUGAUUUGAAAAGGCUUCUGAUUAAAGUGAAAGAAGAAAGUGCCGAAGCAGGACUGCAUUUGAAGAUCAAUAAGACAAAAACCAUGAAUGCAGAAGAGAUACACAACUUUAACAUAGACAAUGAAGACAUUGAAAUUGUUGAAGAUUUUGUUUACCUUGAGAACAGACCUUCCAGUUUGGAAGCAGAACCACAUUGUCCCCUAGAUAUAUCGAGCCGCAGUGCCCCUUGUCAUGUGAGGGUACCGCCGCCAGAUGGCGAGGUGGAGGCCUUGAAGGACCAACCGGCAAGACCCAAAGCCCCGCUCUGGAUCCAUUGGCCAAUGGCGGUCCGACCCGAAGCCCAAGAAGUCAAGCGAGAAAAAAAGCCGAAUCGGGUAGAUAAAAUGGGACCCCGUACCCAGAGGACACGAAGACGAGAGCCAGGAAAUGGAGUUCAGCGUUCCAGGGAAGAGGAUGCAGAUGUACCCUGCUUAGAGAGGAUCUCCAGCACCGUCUCCCCUGGAGACUCACUUGUGCGCCAUGCAAAGGGCCUGGACCAGGAUACCUUCAAAAUUUGUAAAGAAUAUCUAAGGCCACUGAAAAAGUUUCUGCGGAAGUUACACCUGCCCAAGGACCUUCCCCAGAAGAAGAGGCUGAAGUACAUGAAGCAGAGCCUGGUGGUCCUAGGGGACCACAUCAACACCUUUCUGCAGCACUGCUGCCGAACCUGGGAAAUCAAGCACUGGAAGAAGAUGCUCUGGAGAUUUGUCUCCCUCUUCUCAGAGUUGGAGGCGAAGGAGCUGCGCAGGCUCUACAAGUACACCAAGAGCAAUCAGAACACCAAGCUCCUGGUGGCAUUCUGCCCCUUGGGCACUCCGGAGAGCUCCUUGCUGGCUGACCAAGAAGAUAGUCUGCCCAAGCUCUGCAGCGCCUGGGGGCUGCACGGCAACAUCAGCGGCAUGAAGGAGAGGCUGUCCAAGAUGCAGGCCCCAGGCUGCGAGGCCUCCCUGAGCGGGGAGCAGAGAUCCAGGAUCCAAGUCAGGACAGAUUCUUUAAGGAAACUUCCUCAACAACCAAAACUCAAGAGGAAGAGGAUUAAAGAAGCCCCAGAAACCCCAGAGACCUGCCCAUAAGAAGACUUGGCUGAGACAGAGGGCCAGCUAGCUCUGGGUCCCAGAGCACUUGUCUGUCUUCAACACCUCUGCACCUGGGGGGAUGGGGAUCCAUGAGGGGAAAGAAGAAAACUGUUUUUAUCAAAAAGAGACUCCGGUCUUAAUUAUACAUAA
Messenger RNA from Pteropus alecto (black flying fox), 1338 nucleotides. It is a transcript of the gene CHCT1, whose product is annotated as chromosome unknown C17orf64 homolog. NCBI's taxonomy places the organism in Eukaryota, Metazoa, Chordata, Mammalia, Chiroptera, Pteropodidae. The record is from RefSeq and is a predicted model, not a curated record. The transcript has 7 exons. The coding region runs from base 1 to 1185 and encodes 394 amino acids.